Molecule: messenger RNA, 7181 nt
Organism: Owenia fusiformis
Lineage: Eukaryota; Metazoa; Annelida; Polychaeta; Sabellida; Oweniidae
Source: the annotation of a GenBank genome assembly
CCAGAAAACAAUAUGGCGGCAAUUAUGCAGAACUUGGCGCGAGUUUUCCUUGUUUUGCCUUGAAUGGGACGAUUUAUUAGCAGCGAAAGUAUUAUAAAAGAUAAUGAAUCGUCACAUCAUUGAGAAAGUGGCCUUACCAAAGGGGGAUUCCCCCAGGACCAAGCAAAUGAAAGAACUUAGGGCCAAACGACUUGCUUACUUUGAAAACAGAGGGGCCUCAAGUGAUAGUAGCGCAGGGCCCCAGUUGAAUCAUUCUCUUCCUGAGAAAAGUGAGCCUCCUGUCAGACACAGAAAUCCUGGACUAAAAACAACUCUACCGAACUCUGAUGUGAGAAUCACUAAAACAACACCCAGAGAAGGAAUCAAGCAAAAGAAGACCAACACACCAAGGGGGGUUAACAAAACACUUACAGCUGCCAACACUAGUUCCCCCAGAUCUAAAGGUAGCCCCAGAAAUUCUGGAAACAAGGGGGUUAACCCUGGACAUACAGAGUUUAAUCCCUAUGUUGGUAAAUCUCAAAAGGCAAAAAACUAUCCUGAAAAUAGCAAUAGCACAGCUCAUCUGAUCAGAAACUCAGUUACUGCUGGAAAUAAGAAUCAUGGUGAGACACAAUUGCAAGAAAAGGAUUCAGCUUCACUUGGAAGAAGCAAUAGAAAUAAAAAAGUGAACGCAAACAGAGAGAGGGUAGAUGCUGUUAAUACAUCAAGUACUGAUGGAGGAUAUGUUGGUAUUGGAGCAAAAUCAAAGUACUCCAACAUUAAUACUGUGAAGGAUGAUAUACCUCUAACGCAGAUAAGUGAUGCAUUUACAGAGCAAAUGCUUUGUAAAGAUAAAUGUGUUUCAGAUAUUAUACAAAGCAGAAAGCAGCCCGCUGAAAUCAAAGUUGACAAAACUCCAAAAUAUAUUCAACAUGGAGAUAAACAAAAAAUUGCUGAUAACUGGUUUACACAAGAACAGGAAACUUUGUACACAGGUGAUUCUAAGAAUAAGGAUGUACCAAAUAGUGAGGAUUUUGACCAAGAUGACGUCUCUGAUAUUGAAUUGUCCACUCAUAGACUUGAUGACUAUGAUGAUUCUAUUAUAAGUGAUGUCAUCGAUGCUCAGGAAUAUUCAAAAUUGCAGUAUAGCGAAAACAUCACUGACAGCAGGGGAAAAGGUAAUCAAACUUCCCCAAAGACACAUGCAGUUGUAAAUCCAUGGGAAAAACCUGGUGCUGUAAAACACAUAGAACGCAGACAUACUUCAGAUAAAACAAAAGGCAAUACCAACGAAACUAUGGAUGAUUUCAGUCAGAGAAUUAAACCACGUACAAGCACAGCUUGGACAGAUGAAGGUAAUUUAGGAUUAAGACGAAGGUUGUCCAAUCAGCAACUCUCCAGCAGUAGCAAUCGAUCGAGUGAUAGCGACACUAGAAAACAUAAACUCUCCAUGCAGAGAUCUGUAAAUAACGAGCCUAAAAUAUCUAAACAAACUAUGAAAUAUUCUAACCUAAGCAUGGAUGGUGAGAAUGAUGUAUCUCAGACAUAUACCAGAGGAAUUGAUCAAAAUGUUUCCAAACAACUUAGGAAAAAAACAAACCCAAACAUGGACUGUGAUCAAGUGGAUGGAGAUGGUUUUAAAACACAUCGUCCAGAAAAUGAACCCUACGAGGGUGAUUAUUUUUCUACUCAGUGGACUCGUCAUAAAAGUAAAAAACCAGUUGCUAAAUAUGCCUUUUCAUCUGAUGAAAUUUAUAAUCAAGCAAAUCAAUUAACAAAAAUGAAAGAAAUGUCUAGAAAUGCUUCAGAAAAAGAGAAUGUGACUCAUAAUUCUGGCCCUGUUUAUCAUCAACAUGCCCCUGAAUAUGACAGUCCUGACCCUGAAUAUCACCACCCUGUCCCUGAAUAUACUCAGGUGAUGGCAAAUAAACAGAAAUAUGAACAAUCACAAAAUGACUCAAAUCUAGUCCAUGAAGAACCAUCUUCUAAUCAUAAAAAUGAUGACUUCAAAUACGCAACCCUGACAAAUGAAGACUUGGAACAUAUUGAGAGAGUCACCAAAAACAUGCAUAACAAAUUCCUCGGGUCAAAAUCAAAGCAAUACCCUAGUAUAUUCAUUGAAGAAAAUAACAACAAACUUGAUCUCAAAACAAAACAACCCACAAAUGUUUCACACCAAGAAACAACAAUCAACAAAAACAAGGACAAUCGGAAAAAAACUUUGGAUUUGCUAUUUAGUGAAGUCAAAAAACAGGAGUGUUUGGUUGAUGCGUUGGACAGACCAGAAUCCCCUGAUAGAUAUAGAAACUUUAUACGUCAUACUCUGACGUCUCCGGAGCCAGUAAAAUUUAAUCAACUGUCUCCUGAACAUAAAAGUAGGACUUACAGAACAAGGACCAACUCAAAGGAGAAUUAUAUGCAUGAGCGGCCAACAUCUGUAGAGCCUGGUGGUCACCAGCGCACCCUAAGCUCCCCUGGUCUCUCAGCACUCAAACAUAUAGAUGGCAUCAGAGGCUUCCACGAAAAUAGGACAUUGCAAAACAAAUCUCCUGGUAGUCAUGGCACCAGUGCAUCGAAAGAGAAUCUAAAACUUGAAGGCUCGUACUCGACUACAUCUCUAGAUCGCUACUUCUCAUCGAUUCAGGAUAUAUCAUCCAAAAACUCUGUUCAUUCUGAAAACUUUGAACCAAUCCCCGAACCAUCAAUUGAGGAAACUCCAAGGAUUAGCAUUGAUCAUAUAUUCGAUGAGAAACUAGCUAAGCAAUCGCCAAUCUCAGAUAGCGGGUAUAGCUCAAAGGAUUUAGGCUCCAGAGAGAAAGUGAGCCGACCCAAGGAUGUGAGUGAACCUAACAAAGAGAUUAUAAAUACGGGUAUCGCACAGAAUGAAAAACAAAACCAGGAGAGCGGAGGUGUAACAGCUAGACUUGAAAAACUUGGGAUCAAUCCAUCUUUAUUCAUUGAAAAAUCAAAAAAUACCCUAAAGGAUCCAGCGAAAGUUAACGAUGACAAAGACAUUGUGACGGUCUGCCCUGAUUGUCAAGGAGUGAAUAAACCCUACGUGACUUGGUGUUUGGAAUGUGGUUGUGUUUUGAUAGGUGUUGAUCCUGUUCCACGAAAAUUAAAAUCAUCACAACGGCCAAAAGUUCAAAACAAUGAUGUGAGAUCCUUGGAAAACCACAAUAAGGAUGAUGUGUAUAAUUAUAUGGAAAAUGAUACACCAGAUGAGUUAAUCGAAAUAGAUGAUGAGGAAGAAACACCAAACAAAACGUAUGAAAAAUGCAAUAAUGUUAAAGAAUUGUACAAUCAGGAUGAGCUGCCGUUAGAUAGUGAGAAGUAUAAUGACAUUCAAGUAGAAUAUAAAGACACAAAUCCUGGUGAAUAUUCAGACGAUCAAUCUCCAAGAUACGAACAAGAUAAUGAAUAUGAGAGUGAAAAUGAUUAUGAAGAUCAAAACAAAUUCCUUGAUGAAGAAAUUCAUGAUGAAGAACAUAAUGAUUACACCAAAGGAAAGGACUAUAAAGACCACCAUGACUUUGCUAGUCAAAAUGAUUAUGAGGGUAGCCAUAAUGACUAUGCUUAUCAAAAAGGUUAUGAUGAUAGUCAGAAUGAUGACACCAACCAAAUGGAUUAUGAGGACAACCAUGAUGAUUACACCAAUCAAAAGGAUUAUGAAGAUGACCACAGUGAAGAGGACUAUGACUCAUUUUUUAAAGACUAUAGAAAACAUGUCAGAGAAUACGAAGAAGAUAUAGGUGAACCCAUGCUACAGGAAUAUGAAAACAGUCACGACAACCUGGACAAUGUCAAACUCAGUAGUAGCUUAAACCAGAAGAACUCCACCUUACCCGAUGCCCUACGUGCAGAAUUAUCACUCACCUUGGAAGAUUCAUUCACUGCUAAAAUCCCUGGUGCCAAGGAUAAGUUUCAGAAGCUCUUAGAGGACUCUUUCAAUUCAGAAAAUGGUUUAUUCGGCAAGCAUAACAGGACUCAGAGCCAGGAAAGCAGAGGUUCAGAGUAUGAGAUCUUUGAGAGAGUUAAUGAUAGCUUGGAGCGAACUACUAGUAGGAACAAUUUCAAUAUACCUAUGUUGAAUUUAUCUGUUAUGAGUGAUCAUAGUGAUGAUGAUGAGGAGUUUGUUGCGGAAGACAGUCCUAAAGUUGAUCAAGCUAUUGGUCCUGACAAUGGAGCUAUGUUUAUCAGUCCAAAACAAGACACUGAGCGAAGUGCUCAAAAUACGCAGACAUAUCGUGAAGAAGGAGCAAUGUACAUAAGUCCAAGGCCCGGUGCAGAACGUAGCGAUCAAGAGACACAGUCAUUCCGCGAUGCUUACCAAGAAAACAAACAAGUUAAUAGACUCCUUCAGGAAGCUGGAUUUAAAAGAGACAAUCUUCCGUCUCCAAAACCUCCAAAACCAACCAAAUCCAAAGCCAAACCAGCCGUCUCAAGUAAAGUAAAAGAGACAAUAGAAUCAAAAUCUUACACCCGUCAUUGGCAAAAAUCGAGCACUGCUUGGUCAUCUUAUAAUCCCAGAGAACUAAAAUCGAGAUCGAGUCUUCCGCUGAGAUCAUCAAUGCCUAGCCCAGUCUCAAACAAAUCCAAAUCAAAUAUAAACCGUCCAAAUAAAUCUCAGGAAAAUCGCCCGGGGUCUGCAACCCGCAAUCGAGGGAAUUCAGCAAAGGCAGCAAAUAUAAGAGCUCAGAGAAACAAACCAAGGAGUUUUAGGAGCAGCGUGCUGGAGGAGGAGGUCCACAUGAUUGAAAGUGGUGGAGAGUCAAGAGAUCAAGGCUCCAAUGAGCCUGUUGAAAAGGGUCAAGGGGACUUUUUCACAGUUGGCGGAGCAAAACUGUCAAAAGGUCCAGUAUCUGAAAUCAGAAGAUCUGAAGACCCCUACGCAAAAUACAUAGCAAUGAGUCCGCGAAUAGAGGAAGGAGAUUUUUCCAUCUGGUUAUGUUUACCUGAUGAGGUAUUACUGUCCAUAUUCUCAUACCUUCCCCAUUCAGUCCUGGCCAGGUGUGCUCUAGUGUGCCAGCAGUUCUACAGAGUAGCCAUGGAUGAUAGUCUCUGGAGAAGUAUUUCCCUAGCGAACAAACAUAAUGUUAAAGAUGACUGGUUGGUGUGUAUCGGGCAACAUAGACCUAGACAACUGAAUCUAGCGUACUGCAAGGGGAAAAGAGUCACCAGUAAAGGACUAAGGGAACUUUUCAGGCUCUCUGCUGACACACUUCAGGAACUUGACAUCACAGGUUGCAAUGAAGGUGAACUAAAGGGUGAUUCUCUGAUCUUACAUGCAUUCUCACGUUGUACGGAGAUCAGGAAAUUAGAUGCAAGCUGGUGUAAUAUUGACAACAAUCAGCUAGCAGUUAUCUGUGAUAAUGCAACAAGGUUAGAGAGUAUAAGUCUAAAGGGCUGUCAGAAUAUUACUGAUGAGGGUGUGGAAAUGCUUGCCCUAACUCAUGGCACAAGCCUUGAAUCCCUGGACUUGUGUGGCUGCAUACAAGUGACCAAUGAAGGCAUCUACAAACUGUCUGUGAAUUGUAAAGGUUUACUGAGUCUUAGUCUCGGGGAAUGUUACAAGUUAUCUGAUGUAUGUAUAGGCCAACUGUCUAUGAGUCUGUGUGGCCUAGAGGUGCUAGAUCUUAGAGGAUGUAAACAGAUCAAAGAUGAUUGCAUAAGACGUGUGGUGAGGAACUGUCCAAGGCUGAAGUCUCUAACUCUUGGAAGUUGUCCUUAUAUAACUGAUGGUGCUCUAGUAGAAAUUGCAACAUAUAUGACUGGAUUGAGACAUCUCGAUGUACGUGGAAGUAAAAAAGUGACAGAUGUUGGUAUUCGAAACAUUGCACACAAUUGUAGGUUCUUAACUGAACUAGAUCUCAGUUCUACGGCUAUCACACAGAAAAGUGUUUUUGCCCUAGCAAGCUACGCUAUACAGAGACUAGAGGUGUUGAAGUUGAACUUCUGUAGGGACAUCACAGAAGGAGCACUAGCAAAACUAGCCAAGAAUUGCAAAAGAUUACACAUGUUAGAGCUGUUUGGUGGACGAAGGAUUAGAGAUAACGGUAUUGCUAGGAUACAAAUGGAAAACAAGAAUCUAGUUAUCAAAAUGUGAAUAUUUUGAGACUCUGGAAUCAUAUCCUACAUACCAAUGAAAACAAAAUUUAGUUAUCGAAAUCUGAACUCUGAGACUCUGGAAUGGUGUCCUACAUACCAUAUAAUGGGUAGGGGGCUCCAAAUUAUAUACAAUAUCUGUCUUAGCACCUUCCCUUUACAGCUUAAAGAAUAGACCAGGAGAAAGAGGAGGCAGCCACCCAAUGUUUAUCCCAAGUCACUUUGACACUUCUAGGCAGGCCUUAGUGAUGUAAUAAACAUAGGCCAAGGGCGAUAGAAAUAAUCUUUAAAUAAAGAUGGCUCUUAAAUAGGAUUCUGCUGCGGUCAUCAAUCUUUAUAUUGGCCCAAAACCAAAUUGGAAUAAAGUGCAAACUUAAUGACAUUUUAUUCAUGUCAUGAAAUGUUUUGAGCGAAAAUAUUGUCAGAUUGUGACCAUCUUUGAGGAAGUUUCAACUCAAGUCUAUGACACAGCUUAAUCAUCACUUAAUCCAUGUUCUGCACCUUUAUCACCAAUGGUGUUAUAUGAUACAAGCUGGAAAUUGAUUGAGGUGAAUAUGGGAUAAAAACUGUGAUGUAUAAAGUCUGCCCAUUUCAUCAUGAAUAAGUUGCAUCCAACUUGUAAGAAAUUAAAAAAUUGUAAAACUGAUGAUUGUCAUGGAAAACUAGAUGAAAUGUAGUCUUGGAAGAAAGAGACUCGAACAAAACAUUGUAUUUAUUAAGAAUGAAAGCUUAGUCUGUUGCAAGCACAAGAAAACACGACCAGUUUGAUAAACAUGAUUUACUACUGUACAUGUACAUAAGAAAACUGUACAGCUACUUUAAUGCAGAUGCUGAUUUUUCUAUUAAAUUAUUGACCAAUUAUGCUUAUUUUUGAAAAUAUGGUAGAUUGAAGUUUAUAUUUACAUAAUUUAUAAGAUGGAACUUGUAUAUUACUUGUAUAAUAUUUGUACAUGCAUAUAUGCAGUCAUUUUAAUGUAUCGUAGAACUGUGAUAUGAUACAUCAGCUGUAAAUCAUUCAGUCUGACAUAGACAUUAGAGAGAUUUUGUGACGCAAUUACUGUACAGCAUGUUUAUAACUUAUAAAGUUUGUGUUCUAU